Naegleria fowleri is the source of this 1335-nucleotide messenger RNA. RefSeq lists its product as uncharacterized. Lineage: Eukaryota; Heterolobosea; Eutetramitea; Acrasida; Naegleriidae. The coding region runs from base 1 to 1335 and encodes 444 amino acids. The record is from RefSeq and is a predicted model, not a curated record. The transcript is spliced from 3 exons.
AUGAAUUUUAAUAUCAAAAACAUUGGAAAUUUAUGGGAUGAGAUUUGUAACUUGAUCAUCCGACCCCAACGAUGUAUCUAUGAACCCUCUAUUGCACUCGGACCUAAAUUAUUUACUCUUGAUAAUCGAAUUUUUGAAAGAAAGGAUUUUCAGUUGACAAACUCGAGAGGAAAAGUUAUUGAAUGCUCACAUUAUCAACCUAUUGAAUCGCAAAGAACAAAGGAAAAGUUACCUUGCGUGAUUUAUUGUCAUGGUAACUGUGGAUCAAGAUGUGAUGCAUUAGACGCUGUCAGUAUUUUACUUCCAUACAAUAUAACAGUGUUUGCUUUUGACUUUACAGGAUCUGGCUUAUCUGAAGGAGAUUAUGUGUCACUUGGAAAUUACGAAAAGCAAGAUGUUGGAACUAUUGUUGAAUAUUUAUGGUCAACCAAGAGGGUGAGUAGAAUUGGCUUGUGGGGCCGAUCGAUGGGUGCUGCUACAUCCAUCAUGUAUGCAUCCAUAGAUCAAAGUAUUGCUGGAAUUGUUGUUGACAGUCCAUUCACAUCUUUGGAAGAUUUAGCAAUGGAACUCGUUCAUUCGUAUCAAUCUUGGAUACCGAAAAAGAUGAUCAAAAUGGGUAUUAAUCUUAUUAGAAAAUCAAUUAUUGGAAAAGCUGGUUUUGAUAUUCGUUCAUGUGCACCUAUUGAAUGUGCUGGCUCCUGUUUUGUUCCUGCACUUUUUGCUCAUGCCGAGAAUGAUGAUUUUAUCAAAAUUCAUCACUCUGAAAAGCUCUAUGAAACCUAUGCAGGUGACAAGAAUAUGAUUCGAUUCGAAGGAGAUCACAAUAGUGCAAGACCCGAUUUUAUGUAUGACUCUGUGUGCAUCUUCUUCUACAAUGUGCUUGUUAGCAAUGAUAAGGAAUUGGAAAAUAAGGAUAUUCCAAAAGGUUCAAUGGCUCACAAGAAUGACGUAGGAGUUGUGACAGAAAAAGGUCGACAAAUUGCUCUUGAACAUGGAGAAGGAGAAUACUUUACUGAUUUUUUAGAUUCUACCUCAGAGUCACCAGCGAAAAAGAACCCUUCUGCAUCCUCAAAAAUUUCCAUACCAAGAGAAGCUGCUCACAAUGACUCCUUCUUCCAAUCACCUUCCUAUCCUCAAAUGAUUGUUCCAAGCUCUCUCAAUGACAAUUAUGAAGGAUUUGGAAAUAGUGACGAAGAUGAAAUGCUCUUCCUAGCUCUCAUUGAAAGUGUCAAAGAAGAGCUCAAUGUCUGUAAGGAUGAAAAUGAACGAAAAGAACUCGAAACUCGAUUGAAAGAGCUCUACGAACAAGCCAAAGUCAAUUCUGCAUUCCUAUAA